This is a messenger RNA of Orbilia oligospora ATCC 24927, 3588 nucleotides long. RefSeq lists its product as uncharacterized. Lineage: Eukaryota; Fungi; Ascomycota; Orbiliomycetes; Orbiliales; Orbiliaceae. Gene Ontology annotation, molecular function: protein binding. The transcript is spliced from 4 exons. The coding region runs from base 1 to 3588 and encodes 1195 amino acids. The record is from RefSeq and is a predicted model, not a curated record.
AUGGCUAGCCAGCAGGUACAACAUGUACAGCCCAAUAAGGUUCGAGUCGCCAAGAUAUCACAAGAAACUUGGGAAUCGUACAAGAGCGAUAUCAGUCGCCUCUACUUAGAAGAAAGAAAAACAUUGGACCAAGUACGAUUGGUAAUGGAAGAAAGUUUGGGGUUCAUCGCAACUAAGGCCCAAUAUAUUCGCAUGGUCAAUGAAGUUUGGCGCCUGAAAAAGAAUAUAAAAGGCAGUGACCUCGAUUGCAUAGAUACUCGUGAGAGGAAAAGAGCAAGAGAUGGCAAGAAAACUGGUGUUAAACUAGGCAAUCGACAACUAGACGAAAGUGAACUGCGGAGAAAGAGAGGUCGACACCACGUUUCCGUCAUUGAGCAGCAUCAGCGCCGGGUUGCAGCACAGCCAAAUGAAAAAAACAUUGAACCGGCAACUCCCGAGGGAAUGGAGAUUUUUACCCCAACCCCAUCGAUACCGUCUCCCCAAAACACGGAUUUGGUGGCGUCAGGAACUCAAGGUCGUUUGUUCCUAAACUCUAUGGUCUCUCUAUCGAAGUACUCCCCUUCGCCAGGUACCCCAGUUACUUCGUUGCCGUGCCCGCCAGUACCUAUCAAAGAACUUGCAAAAUUAGGCGUAUCACUUCAACUCGCUUCAUUCUCAUUGCCAAGUUCGCCCUCCAAUAAUUCGAUAAUUAUUGCCUCUAGCUCUUCGAGUGAGCUACUACCAUAUAUAAGUUUCGAGGACCCCGCUAGUGAAGGAGAAUCGUCAGACGCCAUACUCUUACCCCGCGAGUUUUCGCCAGAUGCGGCUCAAUUACGCGUUAUCAUAUCCUCACAGGUUCGAGAGUAUCUUCAUCCUGUUGCUCUCUACAACAAUGUAUUCCACACAACUCCGGGCGUAGGCUUUUCGAUUCUAUUCGAAAAUCACCUCGAAGAGAUUUUUGAAGGAUCAUAUGAGUCGCUCGUUAGAGCGAGUAAGAAAUAUCCCGUAAUAGAGGAGGUGCUCUCACAUAAACCAAUCACCGAUGUCGUAGAAUGGUUAUUUAAAAUGCGACUCAAUCUACUCGAAUCAUCGCAAUCAACAAUCGAGGUAAUAUGCUUUUUGAAGGCUUAUAUGAUUAGGCUUUCGAACAACAUUGACGGAGGCUCUACAAGGCGUAUGAUCAUGAAUCAAUUACUAAAGUCUGGAAUAAUUCAGAAACAUAUCAAGACAAUCGAAAUGAUACUUCGGGAGGCUCGCUUGAGAAAAUCAAGGCAUAUCAAUACGUCACCUGAAGUUUUUGCCAAUAACCCAAAUCACUAUUCGACUGGAUUUGAACUCAUUGUUGAAAAUUUUGCUACAGAGUUGCUCUAUGGCGCUGCUCGGACUGGAGACCAACUUAUUGUAAAUUUAAUGCUCCGAAUUUGCUUCCCAGGAGAGGAGGCUUUGAGCCAACGAGAGACUUUAAACGACAAAGUCGGCACAACGGCAAUCCAAUAUGCGAUAGAGUACGGAAAUAUUGAUAUCUGUUAUCUUCUCCUACGACAAGGAUUUGAUGUGAACGUCCCCCCAAUUUCCGAUUUCUCCCCUUCUCUGUUGUGGACCGCCGUUGCCCUCGAUUUUCCAGACCUUGUUUCGGACCUAGUGCACGUUUACAAUGCCACUGUUGAGAUCCGCAAGGACUUCGACUGUACAGCUGGAAAUAGCUCCCUCUGUCAUUAUAUAAAGGAGCUCUUACGUAGCAGGAGGGCCAUAUACGCGGGUUCCUGGGUAUCUACGCAUCAAACCAUGGGUGAAUAUAUACACAAGUUAUUCUACCUCACAGACUCUAAGUUGUAUCCAACAACGACUGCACUUCGGCUGAGCAUAAGGCUGGAUAGAGUAAAAUGUUUUUCAGGGAUUCUAGAUCUGCCGAGUACUUUUGGCCACAAAAGACACGAACUUCAGGGGCCAAAUGGACUCUGUCAUCUUUUCAAGGUCGCAAUGGCUAAUUGGUCGCCUGUGGUAGCAGAGUAUAUAGCGGAGCGCAUAUCCUUAGACAGCGAACUUGCCAAUCAUCCGAGGGUCGACUCCAUUCUGCAAUUAUCAAUCCAGAAAAUCAAUAUUUCUCGCACCAAACUACCUUUACAAAGCGGCGUGGAUCUUCACGCAAUCCAUUCUCCAGAUUUUCGAGAUGCGUUCACUUCGGGACCGUACGAAUAUACAGAGUGCGUACUAUUAUGGCUUCGGCGCCAGGGCCUUAUUGAACGAAUUGGUCUGCGAUAUUAUAGUGAGCAUGGUAGAAGUCUUGAAAAGUCUCAAACAGAAAACAAGACCUUAAGUAGCAGAUUUGGACCAGUCUCUGACCUUAACACCCGGAUAACUUCAAGGGAAAAGACUACAGUCCAUAUUUUUGCCCUGGACACUGAAAUAGACCGUGGUAUAGCCGCUAUAGAGGUUUUGGUCGAAAGCCUUUGUCCCAGUGACCGUGAUCUACUGCGAAACCGGAUCACCAUUUUAUCCAAAUUGUCGAAGCGCCUGGAUAUAUUCGUCAGCUUGGGCACGGAUCUCGGAGUCGAUAUAUUUCCUCAGAAUUCAGUACAUAUUUUAAUACGGCCCGUGAGAGAUUCCCAGAGUUUAUCUUAUUUCGAGGGAACUUCGCGAUUGUUCAAUGAUAUAUGGCCUACAAAAUCAUCUCCCCAAAAUCAGACCACUGAAUUAAGGGCAUCCUGGGACCCGGGAUACGAACCGGACCUGGAAAAGCUCAAAAACCUAUUUGAUUUCGACAAGCUCGACGAAACAACCGGGUCCACUAUUCGCUAUGGUAAUAAAACGGAAUAUCCACAAACAAAAAUCGAGUUGGAGAUGGCCUUCUCUCGAGAACGGUUAUCUAGGAAGUUAUGGCGUGUGAAUGCCGAAGGCAUCGUCGAAGGCAUAGUAUUUCAAGAUUGGAACUUGCCGGAAGAGGAUACUACAAAUUUUGAGCACGCCAUGGACUUUGUUCGCUGGAAUGCCCCUCUGAAGCAACAGAAACUGCAAUGUGCACUCUCAAUGGAGAUAAUACCGCUACUCACUGGCACUGGAGCCUUGUCCCUCCUCCGACUUGCCGUCCACUGUGAUGCGUACGAAACCGUACAGGUCAUAUUUAAAAGCCACGAAGGGCUAAAAGUUACAUGUGAAAUCCUUCACGAAGCAGCAUGGUUCGCUAGACCUGAAACAUUUGACCUCAUAGUAGGACAAUACUGGAUUUCGGUUGGGGACAUGCACAACGAAGCUACGAACUUUGAGCUUAUACUCCUCGUUACCAUCGUAGCCGGAAACCUAUACAAAGUCAUUAACAUAUUACCCUUUACGAAUAUCGACCACGAUUAUGGGCGGGAGAGAACUCCAUUGGGUGUCGCGAGUUUUCUGGGCCGGCUAGAUAUCUGCAAAGUUCUUUUGGGAUCAGGAGCUUCGAAAUAUUUAUCAAAAUAUGAGAAAGAGGCCGGCGAAAAGGGCAACUUCGCAAUUCAAACCAUCCUACGGAUGGCAAUAAAUGAGCGAGGUGAGGCUCAAAGUGGUAAAGAAUUGACGGAUGGUGGGGCUGACACGGUUGGACAUGCCGUGAAUUCCCGAAGACACCUCAGACUUUAG